Messenger RNA from Lodderomyces elongisporus, 552 nucleotides. RefSeq lists its product as uncharacterized. The record is from RefSeq and is a predicted model, not a curated record. The transcript has 2 exons. The coding region runs from base 1 to 552 and encodes 183 amino acids. Lineage: Eukaryota; Fungi; Ascomycota; Pichiomycetes; Serinales; Debaryomycetaceae.
AUGUUUGUUGGUUACUUCGCGUUCUUGCUAAUGCAAUAUAUCUUGGUAUACCCAUGUGUUCCCUUAGAAGAGAUUGAAAACCGGCCAGCAAUGUGUGUUAUUGCAAAUAUCUAUAUCUUGGUCAUGUUCGUCGUUAAUGCAUCUAUAUUACCACUUUGCUCCAGCACUAUCCCGACACUUAUUUCCUUACGGUGCCUAUCUUGUUCAUUUGUGCUAGAGGCUGUAGGAUUGACACUAAACAUCUUUGCAGUGAGUCAAAGUUUAAAAGCGGGCGAAAUGUUUCAAGUUGAAAAUUUGAAAGGCGAAAGCAGCCCAGUAAGAGUGAAUGUCGAGACAUACAUUAAUUUUUUCAUCGUAACAUUGUUGGUUUUCUCAGUGUUGGCUACUUGCUCUUGUCUUGGCCUUGUUAUCAUUUGUGAAAGAGCAUUGGAAUACAUUGAUAAUAAAGUUGAUCGCAGAAUAAUUAAAGCUACGCAUCGGCAACGAACGAUAUUCAGCCCAACCAUAUUAAAAAAUUUGAAACGGACUCCAAAUCAAUACCACAACCUGUGA